Sinocyclocheilus rhinocerous is the source of this 6942-nucleotide messenger RNA. It is a transcript of the gene syngap1b, whose product is annotated as synaptic Ras GTPase activating protein 1b. NCBI's taxonomy places the organism in Eukaryota, Metazoa, Chordata, Actinopteri, Cypriniformes, Cyprinidae. Gene Ontology annotation, biological process: regulation of GTPase activity. The transcript is spliced from 22 exons. The coding region runs from base 197 to 4264 and encodes 1355 amino acids. The record is from RefSeq and is a predicted model, not a curated record.
AUCAUUCCAAUGGCUCUCGUCGACCAUGGACGAUGAUUUUGUUUCGGUUUUUCCAUUCGCAUCACGGGAAUAUCGCUCCAGCAUCGACGCAGUCCAUGAGCACAAGGGGGUUUUCGCUUCUUUUGACUGUUGAAGGAUAUUUUUGCAUGUCGAGAGACUGAAGAGACACGGAGAACACGUUCAAUGCCGUUGGAACAUGUCAUAUGUUCCCUUUCAAGAUGCGAGGUAUGCUGUCCCCCCCUCCUUCCGACACCAGCCCUCCUUUGCUGCUGCUCCCUCCUACGAGCAACCCGACUGGAAUCCUCGUCUGUGUGUGAUCAGUGGAAAUCAGCUCUACAUGUUGGACCAGGAGGAGGUUCACCCUUUGUUGAUACGCGAGCGGCGCUCGGAGUCGCAGAGGAACAAGCUGCUGCGACGGACAGUCAGUGUGCCUGUGGAGGGGAGGCACCAUCCUGAAAUGGACCAAGCUCGGCUCCGGCGGAAGAGCAUCGCCACCGGGAAGCAGCCAAGCAUGGAGAUCCCACCCCCUGCCCCCCCACAACCCUUCCGACAAUCCAGUUUUCUCAGUAGAAGACUGAAGGGGUCCAUUAAGCGGGCCAAGAGUCAGCCCAAACUGGACCGAACCAGCAGCUUCCGCCACAUGAUCCUCCCUCGUUUCCGCAGCGCCGACCAGGACCGGACUCGUCUGAUGCAGAGCUUCAAAGAAUCACACUCCCAUGAGUCUUUGCUGUCUCCCAGCAGCGCAGCCGAGGCCUUGGAUCUGACACUUGAUGAAGAUGCGGUCAUCAAGCCUGUUCACUCCAGUAUACUCGGACAGGAGUACUGUUUUGAGGUGAUAACUUCUUCAGGAACGAAGUGUUUUGCCUGUCGGUCGGCUGCGGAGCGAGACAAAUGGAUAGAGAAUCUGCAGAGAGCUGUCAAACCAAACAAAGACAACAGUCGACGCGUCGACAACGUUCUGAAGCUGUGGAUCAUCGAGGCCCGUGAACUCCCACCCAAAAAGCGCUAUUAUUGUGAACUGUGCUUGGAUGACAUGCUAUACGCCCGCACCACCAGCAAACCCCGAACCGAUACUGUCUUCUGGGGUGAGCACUUUGAGUUCAACAACCUGCCAGCUGUCCGCAACCUCCGCCUUCAUCUUUACAAAGAGACAGACAAGAAAAGACGCAAGGAGAAGAGCACAUAUCUGGGCUUGAUCAGCAUUCCCAUUUCCAGCAUCACUGGUCGUCAGUUUGUGGAGCAAUGGUACCCCGUCAUUCAGCCCAGUGUCCUGGCCAAGGGUGGUGGUGUUGGAGGGGGCAAAAUCAUCAACGCCUCCCUGCGGCUCAAGUCGCGCUUUCAGACCAUGAGCAUCCUGCCGAUGGAGCUGUAUAAAGAGUUCGCAGAGUAUGUGACCAACAACUACCGUACGCUGUGCGCCGUUCUGGAGCCGCUGCUGAGUGUCAAGAGCAAAGAGGAAGUGGCCUGUGCUCUGGUGCACAUCCUGCAGAGCACAGGGAAGGCCAAGGAUUUUCUUUCAGACAUGGCGAUGUGUGAGGUGGACCGUUUUAUCGAUCGAGAGCACCUGAUCUUCAGAGAGAACACCCUGGCCACCAAAGCCAUAGAAGAGUACCUCAAACUCAUCGGACACAAGUACCUCAAAGACGUUUUAGGUGAUUUUAUCCGAGCGCUGUAUGAGUCAGAGGAGAACUGUGAAGUCGACCCAAUGAGGACUCCACCUUCUGUGCUGCCCGAACAUCAAGCCAACCUCCGGAUGUGCUGUGAGCUCGCACUCUGCAAAAUUGUCAACUCUCAUUGUGUGUUUUCAAGAGAACUAAAAGAGGUGUUUGCGUCCUGGCGUGUUCGAUGUGCUGAGAGGGGAAGAGAAGACAUUGCAGAUCGACUGAUCAGUGGUUCCCUCUUCCUGCGCUUCCUGUGUCCAGCCGUCAUGUCGCCAUCCUUAUUCAACCUCACACAGGAGUACCCCGAUGAGCAGACUUCACGCACACUCACCCUCAUAGCCAAAGUUGUGCAGAACCUUGCAAACUUCUCAAAGUUUGGCAGUAAGGAGGAGUACAUGUGCUUUAUGAAUGAGUUUUUAGAGAUGGAGUGGGGCUCCAUGCAGCAGUUCCUGUACGAGAUCUCCAAUCUCGACAGCGUGAGCAACGCAGCUGCUUUUGAGGGCUACAUCGACUUGGGAAGGGAGCUCUCGAUCCUGCACAGUCUUCUGUGGGAAGUCAUGGCACAGCUAAGCAAGUCUGUUGUUACCGUGCCAAAGGAUGCUAUCAUCAAACUCGGACCAUUGCCCCGCCUUCUGAAUGACAUCAGCAUGGCCCUUCGUAACCCUCACCUCCAGCGACAGCCCAGUCAUCAGACGGACAGACCGCCUCCAGAGAGACAGACGGAAAGACUGCUCUCCAGGCCCAGCUUCAACAGGGGCAUCUCGUCUGAGUUCCAGAACAUCAUGAUGAGAGACCGCAACAGUUCAGUCGAGAUCACUCGCCUGCCCUCUCCAACCUCUGCCAUGUCCAGUGGCGGCGCCCCUCCGUCCCGGGCCGGAUUGGGGGGGUUUGCGGACCGCGAUCAUCCUAACCGAGCCUCAUCUAAAGACGUUUUCUAUGUUGCCCGUCCCCCGUUGGCCCGCUCUAGUCCAGCGUACUGUACUAGCAGUUCUGAUAUUACUGAUCCAGACCCAAAGGACUCAAGAAUGAACAGCGUCUCUAACCUGCAGUCUAUGGGGGACAUGCUCAACUCUUCCCAGGCCUCGAUUGCCGGCCUCGGCAGCUACGGUGGGCUCGCGGGCUUGGGAGGAGGCCUCGGAGGCCAGCUGCGUGCCGGAGGGCGUAUGUCGGCCGGAUCCGGGGGUUCCAACAUGUCCGGGGGUCUGAGGUUGAGCCAGCUGAGCCAGAUGGGAACCACCACCGACUCGCUGUCCCAGCAGCAACAGCAGCAAGCCGCCGCGCUCCGCUACCCCCUCUCCUUCCAGAACCCUCUGUUCCACCUGGCUGCUGACGGGCCUCAUCUUCACCACCAACACAGUCGAGCUCAACCUCCUCCUCCUCUCCUGCUGGCCCCAGAGCCAGACGCCUCUCACCCAACUUACAUACCGCAGUUCGCCCAUGGCGGUUUCUCCCGAAGCGAGGACCUCUCCAUCCUCAGACCCGGCCCUCAUCUGGGUCAGCCGAGCAUCAUUCACUCCCACAGCUACAGCGACGACUACAGCCGCCAUAACCAGAGCGAAUACGGGCGACGCCAGCUCUCCAUGCACAUGCAGGAGCAGCAGCAGAUGGCAGGCAUGGCAUCGCAGACGGGCACAUCUCAUUCAUCGCUCGCCACGCCACCUUCCACCGUUCAGCCUGCCCGCCAAAGCUCCAUGGCUCCUCCCACGCAGCGCAUGAAAUCUCAACCCUCGCAUCAGCUUUCCGUGAGUUCUGCCGCCGCCGCCGCUCCUGCGGGCAAAACCAGGCCACAGAGUGGAAACCUGCUCCAGUCCCCAGAGUCUGGCUUCGGGGGCCGGCAACAGGGUCCUCGGCAGCAGCUGUCCGUCAAAGACAGCACCCCGCCUGGCCUGCCGCAUCAGCAGAGCUCCACCAGAGAGAGCCAGGGAUCCCAGGGCUCUCAGGGCGGAACGCCGCAGUCCACACAGCAAUCCAAAUCGCAUCAGGAACGGCAGCAGAUCCAGCAACAGCAUCUGCUCAAGCCUACCAUGAGCAAACAGGGCUCUUCCCAAUCUCCAUCCACUCUCAACCCUUCGACCCCUGCCUCUGAGCGAACGGUCGCCUGGGUGUCCAACAUGCCCCAUCUUUCUGCUGACAUAGAGAGCUCCCGCAUCGACAGAGAAGAAUACAAACUCAAGGAGUAUUCAAAGAGCAUGGACGAGUCGCGUCUGGACAGGGUGCGUGAAUACGAGGAGGAGAUCAACUCUCUGAAGGAGCGUCUGAUGAUGUCACACCGCAAGCUGGAGGAGUACGAGAGGAGGAUGUUAACUCAGGAGCAGCAGACCAAUAAAAUCCUGCUGCAGUAUCAGAGCCGACUGGAGAACAGCGAGAGGAGACUGAGACAGCAGCAGAUGGAGAAAGACAACCAAAUUAAAGGAAUUAUUGACAGACUCAUGGCUGUGGAAGACGAGCUGAGGGUAGGGGUGGUGCCUGAGCACAAACCCAGGAUAUUCGCAGACCAGGGGAGGCGGCAGUCCAUCCUAGUGCAGCCCCGCCUUGCGCCCGUCCCACUGCGAAUGCACAGGAAUAGCAGCUUUCCGCCUUGGAUUCAGCAGACCCCGGUGUGAGUUUUGGAGGGGAAUUGACCAGCUCUCCUGGCGUUGUGGGAGUCUCCCAAUCGGACAAAUCCUCCACCCGAUCCCCCCUGAACGGAAUCUUGUCCUUCCCGUUAGCCUCCCCUCCUCAUUCCCAUCCUCACGCACAACUCCAGCCGAACGGAGAGUUCUCCGGCAACCAAAAAUCAGCAAUGGCAUCGAGGGCAAGUUUGGAGGGGGAGCAGGUCAAUAACAACGCUGACCGAAUCCAAGAGAAUUUUUAGGAAUUCCGAAGAAAAAUUCACAUCCUUUGUCAUCCUUUGAAGCUUCAGCGGUUGUUUUAUUUUGUGCAUUAGACUGAGGACAAGUGGGAGGUGGAACACACCAUUACUUGCACCAUCCAAAACAAAAGGGCUCUACAUUGGAUCCGAUAUGUUAUUCCAAAAUCACGUUUACUUUGGAUCAAAUUUAAAAGCCCCUUGCACAUACAGUACCUCUGCCACCACAGGUCAUCCAAACCACUCGAAAGUGCUUGGUUCAGGUUCCAGGUUUUUUGACUGAGUUCCCUCAUAAUGUGUAAAAAAUUCCAAGAAGCUGGGAAUGACCCCAGGACCGGUGGGCAAACAAACUAUACGUACGUUUCGAAGUGUAUAGAGAUCGAAAAAACGCCAGCUUUGUCUUGAGGAUUUUGUCAUGUCAUUUGGCUUCCCUAGUGCCUUUCUGUAUCUCCUGACAGGGUUUUCAAACGAACGCAAGAAUAACGACAGCAGAAUUACAGAAAUGGUUGUGCAAACGCCGCUCUCUUCUCGAGACUGCUCACUUAGAAGAGAUUGAUGUGUUCUUCUGCCUCAAUGUAAUGCUGAAAAUGUCAAGCUUUGGAAUACGACCAUGGCUCUGGUUUUUUUGUGGACAAUGUCUGGAAAGUGCUUGUGGUCUUUGAAUUGCCUCACUAGACUGAACUUGUGCAAUGUUCUCUCUUCUCAAUCUCAGAACCUGUGUGUAUUUAACUGGUGCUAUGGAUUCUCAAAGCAUUGCUCUGUGUCACAUCACCGCCUCCCAUUCUGUCAUCGUCCUGACUGUUCAUAUGUGUCUUCGUCCUCCCAUUAUCUCCUUACGGGCCGAUUUUGACUUUCUUUCAGUGUGUGUCUGCAACAGGAGAUGAGCGCGAGGUGAUCUCUGUCAGGUCAAAAACCUUUUGUCUUUUUACUAAAACAAGAUGCUAGGCCAGAAUGCAGUUGUGGUCGUAUGGUGUUUUUUAUACAGAAACUUUUUUGUGUGUUUUUGUCUAAAAAGACAGUUUAAAGUCAACAUGAAAGCAACCAAUUUUCCCUCCAUAAUGUGACUUUUUGGAGUAAAAUGGGAAGAACUUUUUUUUAUUUGAACUUUUAGGAAUUCAUUGGAUUUAAAAAAAAAAAUUGGUGUUACUAGAAUGGAGUCUGGUGGCUAAAAAACAAAAGCGAGUUGCUUCAAAGGUGGUGCAACUUGUAUUUUGUUAAAAGAUUAUGAAAACAACACUGUUUUUAUAUAGAAUAGCAUGCACCAAAUAAUCAUCAAUAAGACGACUAAGAAUGUACAUUGAAAAAGUAGACAAUGACUCGCACCAAAUAAUCAGUACAUUUACAUUUAUGCGUUUGGCAGAUGCUUUUAUGCAAAGCAACUUUUAUUGCAUUCAAGGUUUACAUUUUAUCAGUUCACACAGGGGGAGUCGAACCCAUGACCUACUCUUUAAGCUAUGCUACAAAAUUGUGAAUAAUAAGUUAACAAGUAAACAUGGUCCAUUUUGUUUUCAUGUUGACUUUAAAGUUGCUCAAGCAUCUCUAAAGUAGUUUUUGGUAGCGAUGAAUGGUCAUUUUAGGAAAGAUCUUGUUAGAUAACAGACUUGGUUUGUAAAAUAAUCAGAUCUUAUGUACUGUACAUAAAUAUUGCUAGCUAUAAUUCCUCAUUUGAGUAUCACUGCCAUCUGGUAAUGAUUGCAUUCCUCAUCGCUCACUACAAGUUGUUUUAUUGUUUGUUUUACGAUUAAUCAUUUCAUUGUCAUGUUUCUACAGACUCAAGACAUUCACAUGGCUUCGCUGAUACAAGUCAUUCAUUUGUAACCCAGUUCAUUGUUGAUUGCCUUGUUGUUGCAUUGUAAACCAAUACAAGUUGUAACAACUUCACCAAUACAGCAGGCCUAGAUGAGAGUGAGGUGAUUUAAGUCGUAACUGCACAAUAAAAACACUGAGCUGUACUGUAAUAUUUAUAGAUUGGGAAGGCACUAGAGAGGAGAAUGGACUGAUUGCCAUUUUAGCUUUUAAGAGCUUCGAGGGCUAUCUUUAAGUGACUUCUACUCCAUUUAGUAAUAAUAAACAGGCAAUUUUGUUUAUGUCCCAAUAGCGGUUGAGAAAAAGUGGGAUAACAGGGUUAUCAGCUGAAAAAUGUGCCAUGACAUGAAUAUACCUCAGACGUAGAAUCGAAUGACUCAGGUAAACUUUCAAUUGCCUCACAGUUUAACGCAAACUGGAUAGAAAAAAAAACUCAUUUUAAGUUAAACUGCCUGUUUUGGUAGUUAGUCCAUUUCUUCUCUGAGAUUAGUAGCAGUGAUUGGUCAGCGGCUCAUCAAGCACCUCCUCUUUUCCCUGCAUCUCCAGCCAAUCACAAAGCUUCGUGGAGGACAAUCUGCAACCUAAUUGGAGGCCUCACCUUGGACAUUCUUCAGGUUGGCCAGGUUU